Messenger RNA from Mya arenaria, 612 nucleotides. Its product is annotated as acidic phospholipase A2 PA4-like. The transcript has 3 exons. Gene Ontology annotation, molecular function: A2-type glycerophospholipase activity. The record is from RefSeq and is a predicted model, not a curated record. Lineage: Eukaryota; Metazoa; Mollusca; Bivalvia; Myida; Myidae. Bases 1 to 612 code for a protein of 203 amino acids. Gene Ontology annotation, biological process: arachidonate secretion; phospholipid metabolic process.
AUGGCAAAAGGCCAGGGUCAAAUCCGGGGCACACUGCUUAUACGUCUCGAGCCAUUCCAUCAAGAAACAGUGAAUAGCUUGCCUCCGAGUGGGACUUUCCCCCGAACGCAUUCUGUAGUGAGGCGGUCGACGACACCACAAUACCUCAAACACCGUUCCAAGUGGGGCAAGUUCGACGUGAACAUCAUGCUGAUAUUCCCGGGUACGAAGUGGUGCGGAAAGGGUAACCUGGCGCCCUGCUAUGAUGACCUGGGCCCGGACAUGGAAUUGGACAGGGACCACAACUGCUGCCCCUACGUGAUUCCGGCCUUUUCUUCACGGUCAAUCCUCUUCAACUACCAUUUCCACUCUCUGCUCCACUGCGACUGUGCUCAGAGGUUCCGUAGCUGUCUCUGUUAUAUCGUGUCCACGAUGGCCAGUAUGAUUGGCAAGAUUUACUUCAACUCCCUGGGCAGCAAGUGUUUCCGGCUCACGAAGUUUGACGUUUGCAUGGAGUACACGUUGCCGGGCCGCUGCAAGCGGUACCAGAUGACCGCCACGCUCAUCAACCAAGCUUCAUACCUACAGAACGACAGGCGCGUUGAAGCGGCAAGCAUCACCGCCAGCAUUUGA